This is a messenger RNA of Anguilla rostrata (American eel), 5706 nucleotides long. RefSeq names its product desmoglein 2, tandem duplicate 1 (gene dsg2.1). The transcript is spliced from 14 exons. Lineage: Eukaryota; Metazoa; Chordata; Actinopteri; Anguilliformes; Anguillidae. The record is from RefSeq and is a predicted model, not a curated record. Bases 203 to 3748 code for a protein of 1181 amino acids. Gene Ontology annotation, biological process: homophilic cell-cell adhesion. Gene Ontology annotation, cellular component: plasma membrane; desmosome. Gene Ontology annotation, molecular function: calcium ion binding.
CUCCUACUGUAGGUAUGGGUGUUGACGCGGUGAACACCACCAUAAGUACCUCCUUUGGCUACACCUUUCACAAUACAAAAAGUUCGCCUGUAACAUUCAAGGACACUGGUAUUGUUUUAAUUGCCGGAUAAGACAUCAAGGAGUCACCGAAUAGACCGGGUCGGAUUUUGAACCAGAUACCAAAGUUUGCUGUGGCUAGCAAAUGGCUCGGAUUGCCCUGCCAAGCAUCGGGUUUCUUUUGCUUCUCCUUCUAGCAGUUUUUAAACUAGAAGCCGAAGGAGCAAAAUCAUCAAGCCAGAGGAGAUGGAAAAGGGAAUGGGUUAUCCCUCCACAGAAGCUGGAAGAGAACGUCGAUCACACGAGGAAAGAUUAUGUCGCCAAGAUUCGAUCUGACCAAGAAAUUGAGGUGGACUGGAAGGGAGCACUGACUUACUCCUUGAAGGGAAUAGGUGCUACAGAAGACCCUGUAAACCUGUUUAUCGUUGAUCCCCACACCGGCUUUGUCAGAGUGACAGGCAUUUUGGACAGAGAGAAAAUUGCCAUGUUCAAUCUAUCUGGAGUCGCACGAUAUGCCAACGGAGACUAUGCAGAGAAAGACAUUCAGCUCCGCGUUAAAGUUUUGGAUCAGAACGACUGCGUCCCCAUAUUUAGUCCAAUGGUUUCCGGGUCCAUUGACGAAUUGAGUCUUCGAGACACAGUCAUCAUGAAUGUAGUUGCCAGAGACGAUGAUGAACCUGGCAAUGUAAAUUCAAAAGUAGCCUACAGCAUUAUAAAUCAGGAUCCGCCGGGAGAACAGAUGUUUCGCAUCAGCAAAGACGGACGUCUUUACGUCUGGUCCCCCAACCUGGAUCGAGAAAAAAUAGACCACUACGUGUUGACCAUAAGGGGAGCGGAUCUUUACGGCGAGCCGGGCGGGAACACCGCCACGGGAACCGUCACCGUCAGAAUCAACGAUGUGAACGACAACGCUCCGCGGCUGGACAGAGACCACUAUGAAGGGCGCAUCGACGAAAACACCCAGGAUGUGGAAGUCAUGAGGUUCAAGGCCCUCGACGAUGACAUCGUGAACACAGACAACUGGCUGGCGGAGUUCGACAUCGUUUCGGGAAACGAGGCCGGGUACUUCAAAAUCGAGACCGACCCCAAGACAAACGAGGGCGUUUUGAAGCUGGUCAAGCCAGUGGACUACGAAGACCUCCACGAGCUGGAUCUGCAGGUGGCGCUUGCUAACAAGGCCCCGUUCCAUCCUUCGGUGACGGCCGGCGCUGGCGCGGGGGCGACUAUAGGGUUGGGGGGGGGAGGGGGAGGAGGAGCGGGUGGCGGUGGCGGCGGCGGCGGCGGUGGCGGUGCGGGGGGCGGCGGCUCGUCGUGGAGCGGAGCCGGGGGAAGCGGCUCCUCGUCCGGCUUCGGGGGCAAGACCUACCCCGUCAAGAUCAACGUGAACAACCUGCCGGAGCCCCCCAGGUUCAACCCCAAGAUCAAGGCCGUGGCCAUCUCCGAGGACAGCAAGACGGUCAACCUCAAGGACGUGAUCGUCCGAUACCCCGCCAUGGACGGGGACACGGGAAAGGACGCCAAAAAUGUCAGAUACGUGAAGGGCUACGAUCCGGACAACUGGCUGGUGAUCGAUGAGGAGACCGCUGAAGUCCGACUCAACAAGCUGCCGGAUCGGGAGUCCAAGCACCUGGUCAAUGGAACUUACUUCGCAAAAAUACUUUGCAUUUCGCAAGACAUGCCCUCCAAGACGGCGACCGGCACCAUCGCAAUCCAGGUGGAGGACUACAACGACCACUGCCCCACGCUCACUACCACCUCCCAGUCUAUGUGCCUCGACGACAAAGUGGUCUUCGUCACCGCCGUUGACGAGGACGACUCCCCCCACGGGGCUCCCUUCGUGUUCACACUCGAUCCCAAGGGGACCAAGGGAGACUGGGUGGUGGAGCAUCUGAACGACACCACGGUGAUCCUGAGAGCUCACGAGGCCUUGUGGCCCGGGCCCUACGCCGUCUCCAUGGAGGUCGCAGACCAGCAGGGCCAGGUCUGUCCCGACAAGCAGGUCCUGACGGUGGACGUGUGCACCUGCGACGAGAAGAAUGUCUGCGGCGACAGGGAGGCGGGCACAGGCGCCUUGUUCGGGGGCCCCGCCAUCGGCCUGCUCAUCCUCGGCCUGCUGAUGCUUCUGUUGAUACCGCUCCUGCUGCUCUUCUGCAACUGUGGAGGCGCCGGGGCCGGCGGCAUAGGCGGCGGCUUCUCCGACAUGCCGUUCGACACCAAGGAGCACCUGAUCUCCUACCACACGGAGGGCAAAGGGGAGGACAAGGACGUCCCGGUGCUGAGCGCCCCCGUGGACUACGGCGGGGGGUACGUGCAGGCCAUGGACGCGGGAAAGGUCAACGCGGCCGGCGGCGCCGCCAUGGGCAUGGGCAUGGGCAUGGGCAUGGCGGGGGGGGCGGCGGCGGCCGGGGGGGCCUUCAUGGCCUCCGGCUCGGCGAUGGGCGGCGGCCACAUGGAGGUGGACUACAUGGCCCGGAAUGAAAUGAUGGCCCGGGAGUACAUGGGCGGGGCCAGCUACGAGCGAGAGGAAGGCAGCAUGUACAACGGGAUCGCCCUCUCCGAGGAGUACCUGGAACAGUACUACUCACAGAAAGCCAGCUGCGUGGCGGAAGGCUACCCGCUGCAGGACAGCCUGCUGAUGUACGACUGCGAGGGCAACGGCUCGGUCGCCGGCUCCGUGGGCUGCUGCAGCCUCCUGGAGACGGACGACGACCUGGGGUUCCUCAACGACCUGGGCCCCAAGUUCAAGACCCUGGCCUCCAUCUGCCGGGGCCGGGAGGUGGUGUCCGAGGCGGCCGCCGCGGUGGCCGUGGCCGCGCCCGCCCCCGCCCCCGUCGCCGCCGCCGCCGCCGUCGAGCAGCACGCCUCCUCUUCCCUGGCCGUCUUCAGCGAGCACUCGGCGAGCGCGGCCAACAUGGCCGCCGCGGCCAGCUCGGCCGCCGCGACGGCCAGCAGCGAGAUGAGCAUGGUGGCGGAGAGCAGCUACGCGGCGGCGCGGCCGACGGUUAACGUCCAGGAGAGCGUGAUGAUCCCCAACCAGGCCUACCUGGUCCAGCAGCCCAUGUACUACGCAGCCGCGCCCAUGCUGCAGCCCAUGCAGUACGUGAUGGAGCCCCAGGUGCAGGGCAUGUACGUGAUGAGCGACGCCCCCGUGGCCGAAACCAUGAUGGUGCAGGAGCACAGGGUGAUCGGGGGUCACGCCAUGCACGGCGGGGUGAUCGGGGGUGCCGCCAUGCACGGCGGGGUGAUCGGGGUGCAGCAGGGCACCCUGAACAGGGGCGAGAACGUCGUGCUGGUGGAGAGGCAGGUGGGCGCGGGGCAGGUGGUGCGAGAGGGGGGGAUGGGGAUGGGGAUGGGGAUGGGGAUGGUCGGGCACAACCAAGGGAUGGUGCUGGUGGAGGGUCAGAUGGGCGGAGGGCAGGUGCUGCAGGGGGGUCAGUCGUGGAUCCAGCAGGGCACCCUACAGAGGGGCCCCACCUACGGGUCCCAGAACAUCCUGCUGGUGGAGAGGGAGGGCGCGGCGGGCCAGGGCGUGCAGAACGGCAUAGUCACGCAAAGGAAGGAAGUCGUCAGGGAGCAGGCGACUUCGCGGAACCCCGCCUCUCUGGCGAACCAGUCUAGUCCAGCCCAGUUCUCCGGUGCGUCAGUCUCGCAGAAGGUAGUGGUGAAAGAGAAGAGGGUCAUCUCCAGUUGAAACUGAGAGCGCUCAGAACCACCAAACCGGUUCCCCUGUCGCUCUUGUCCUGGUAAUUAUUCACGGCUGCAUUAGAUAAUAAGCAAAUCCGGCACUUGGGCUGCAAUGAAAAGGAAUCCGGUCUACUUGGGAUUCCUUGGAACAGGCAUGAUGCCACUGGGUGUACUUUCACAGGGUUGAGGGUUCAAAACUCAUUUCUUCAAAAUGGUCUCCGCAAGACUUUACAGAUAUGUUGUAACAGUGCUGUAUAUCGUAAAUGUUGGGAUAUAGAAAAAGACGUAUUUCACAAAGGUGCACAUAUAUAUAUAGAAACAGUAAGAGAGAUAGAGCAAUAACAGAAAGUACCUAUACUUCCUUUAUUUGCUCAUUUGUAAUAUUGUAAUGUAUUUUAUUUCAAUAUAUAUUUUAGUACAUUUUCUUUUUGUAAGGGAGACAGUGUAAUGUCGACAGCUCAUGAAGCUCUAUAUUCUGAACAGACAUAGCACAUGCAAGCAAUCUGCCUUGCAUACAAGCUUUCAAAGUCAUUGUUCUCUUAACCUUUUUUUGCGUACUGACAUCUCAUACAAGAGGACCAUUUAAAAUUACAUUUUUACAAUUACUAUUUUCUCAUGCUUCUCAGAUUCUGCUCCUGAGAAAUAACCCUUCGCCUGCCUCACUAAGAUAACAAUAUUAGCCCUCGCAAUGUUCUUCAGCUACUCUCACUUCAGUGCUUUUUUUAUUUUUCUGCAAUUGACGAACCGCACGAUCCAAGGAAUAAACCCCACGAGAAAUCUACGAGCUCAGCAAUGAAGCGAUCUCAAAAUAAGACCUAUUUUUCUCAUGUGAUAAAUAAAGAAAAGGCUAUUUGUGAGCGGAAGAUUUUGUUUUCCUCCGGGUUAUUUUCCCAUGUUUUGAUAUUCGCCGCUGUUAGUCGAUUUGCUUGUUUUCCUGGUUGCUUUGGUUUUUUCAAGGCUGGGCACGCAGCUCCCGUGGAAUUCUUUGACUAGAGACUGCCUAUCUCGCGCCGAGCGACGCGAUUGGCUAUCGAGGGUUUCAAGGCGACCGCUAACGGCACAGUGAGUCGAUUGUUUCGAACGAGGAGGAGCUGGAAAACCCCAGAACCCAGAAAACCAGACCGUCCAGCUCCCCGGAACACGCGCUGCAUUGCCACAACAUGCCAGCCAUUAGUCAUAAAGGUAAUUAUGACUAAAGGUGACAAAUAAGAAAAAAGUUGGUAAAGAUCACAUGGAUGACAAACGGCGCUCAAUGCGUGUGCAAUAUAUUCGGAGAUAUGACUGUAAAUCAUAAGCCUUUUAGUCAUACCGCAUAUUUACAUUGGUAGUUCUCAGCAUUAAAAAAAACCCUGCUUUCCAAAUUUCUCUUCCCAUGUCACUAUGGUUGUUAAAAUUAGAAAUAUGCAAAAUAAUUGUACAGACCGAGGUCAGAGUGUGCAGGAUUUUAAUGUUGAACUCGAAUAUACUUGCCUAUGAUGGUAUUUGUCAGGCUUUUGGUUAUUUUUGUGUGUUUGGGGGGGAGGGGGGAUGGGCUGUUAAAGUAUUGUAUAUAUGUUCUUUUGGGUUCAGUAUAGGGUUUUCAUUAUUUUUAUACAUUUUUCUAUUUAAUACUUUAGAGAAAUUAAUUGCUGCAUUUUUGUAAAAUGAUGAUUGAUUUUGUAGUUUGUUUUUAUGGGAAUUAUUAUUAUUUCAUUUAUCUACAGGACUGUGUUAAAGUUGAUUUGUUCCUUUUCCAGUUUGAAAUAGUACUUUGCUAAUAUUGAUUCUGUCUCGAGCCUUCACCAUUGUAAGACCUUCCUGUGCAUCGCAGUCCUUGCAUUUUGGCUGAGUGAUUAAUUUACAAUGUGCUGCAUGUGUCUUUUGCAAAAAGGAAAUAGGCAAACGUGCAAACCUUUUUAUGUUUCACACUUUACACUGAUGACUUUUUGCCUGUAAGCUCCAAGAACAAUAAAGAUGCUCUUUUUU